GUCUGUGGUAAAAUGAACUCCAUUGUUCCUGGCAACAAAAAUGCCUGUUCUUUGUUGAAAGGAAGGCAAAAUGACAGUGAUAAGUUUGCUCAAUUCACAGUGAACACACAAAACAGUGAGAGUGCCACAUGUCCUUUCAUCUUGUUUCAGGAUGUGUUUAGGGAAGGAGGUGUUUGGAGGAAACCCAUCGAUAACAUUUUUGAUGAAUGUGAUCACCAGUGAGGACAGAGUGGAUGGUUACAGCCCCCAUUAUCUUGUGUUUCUCUGUUGGUUUCCCUCCUUUUUUUAAAUUUUCAACUUGUGGGACUUCAUGUUGCCUCAAAACACACAAGGUACAGGAAUAUGUCAAGACAUCGUUUUAAAAGUGAUGGCAGCUAACAUGAGCACAGCAUUUUUUCUUUCCUAAAGUUGCUUGUGAAUGCCCAUCAGGAGUAUGUUGAGGUGGUAGGAGACUAAACAUACUAGAGGCUUUCUCUAGAAAAUAAGCUCAUGAAAAGAGGAACGUUUGAUUCCAUUUUAAUUCUCAUUUUUACCUUUGGUUUUCUGCUAAACAUUACAAAAUUCCCAUAAAAUAAAUAUGAUCAGGACAUUGACUGAAAAAUGCAUUUCACUUUUCUCCAAAUACUGUUCUGCUGUGAGCUAAGAGUUGUUUAAUUUAGAUAAAGUUUACCAUUAGUAUCUGCAUAUAUACUUGAAUUUGCAAAAUCAUAUGUAUUCUAAUGAAGUUUUUUGUUUUGUUCAAAUCCUCAUUUUUUAGGGGAGUGCUGUUCCAUCAAGCACACUUUCCAUCUGGGUGGCCCUGGCUUGUGUUCCUAGUACACGCCAUUUGAAACAAAUUCUUCAGGUAUGACGGUCGUUGCUGUCAGAGAUGAAGUUCCAAACAGAAGAAAGCAGAAAAUGAGGAGCUGAUAGAAUUUUGACAGCGGGAAUUCAGCGUUAAGAAGAUCCCUGAAGUGAAAAACACCACCAAGACUUCCUGCUGAUUCAUCUCUUCUGAGUAAAUGAAGAAAGUGACUAUGAAAGCACAGCAUCUUCCUUCUGUUUUCAUCAAUGAGGAGAAGUUCAUAACCAGAGAGCAGUUCAGCUUUCUUCUGAAGAAUUAUAACUCUUACUAUUCGGAUCAAGAGAAUCUACAACUGACAUGUAAUCAGCGAGAAGGAGACGCACCAUUUAUUGAAGGAAUCCUGUCAAUAUUUUGGGGAGUGCGACACCCUAUCCGAUUAAAAAUUCAGGAUGAGAAGCUGAUACCCUCUUUUGUAACCCUGAAGUCAACAGGGAGCGUGGAUCUGUUCCCUAGUAAAAGGGGAAUGACUCGCUGGGGAGAAUUUGAUGACCUGCAUCACAUUAGUGGGGAGACACUGAAGUCUGCUGAGGAACAGCCAGACCUCGAGCAAAGUUAUCCGUGUUAUGAAAGCCACACGCUGAAGCCCAGGAGUGAGCAGGAGCACGACUGUGCCACCCUGCCCCGGACCAGCAGCGAUGCCGCGGCCGUGCGGAAGAGGACCAAGCUCCCCUCAGCAGUCAGGACAGAAGGAGAAACUCACAGGUUCUCAAUCAAUGGCCACUUCUACAACCACGAGACAUCAGUUUUCACUCCGGCUUUUGGAUCAGAAACCAAAAUAAGAAUCAACAGCCAUAUGAGAACCAGACAUGUGAUAGAACAGCUGCUUCACAAGUUUAAGAUAGAAAACAGCCCCCAUGAAUUUGCACUUUACAUUAUCCAUGCAUCUGGAGAAAAGAAGCAGUUGAGGAGUGGAGACGUCCCCUUGCUGCACAGGCUGCUGCAGGGGCCCUCGGAGAAGAUUGCCAAGUUCUUUCUCAUGGAUGGGGAUGUGGAAGAGAUCAGCAGUGACGUUGCUCAGUACAUUCCAUUUCAUCUUCCCUUUUUGGAAUCAAUUCUGCAUAGAAUAAAUGAAGAGGAGAAGCAGGAGAUUCAACAGACAAUGGCAAGGUACCUGAAAGAGAAGAGCCUGAUACAGCAACACCUUCGCAGUCGAACUGUUAGAAAAACAGAGACCACGGUUUGAUGGGAACGGCCCCUUGGGAACAGCCCCCUGGGUGUGCGGAGGGGCAGUCGCUGUGCUGCUGCUUCUGGGGGCUGGGACUGAGGAGCACUUCAAGCUCAGGGUGUGCAGAGUGAGGGAGUUUCUCCUGAGCAUUAAACAGCCAAAACUGCCCCCACUGCUGCAGUGCUGGGAUGUGGGUUGGAACCACCUAAGGAGAUGCACUACAUCCCCCAAACAACAGAUGCUGAAUCUGGCUUGGAACUUAGGGAAAAAUACGCCCUGAAAAGCCCAAGGCUUUAAACCCUGCUGAUGUACAACCCGUUACCUAGAGGCUGGCAUAGGAAAAAUAUUGCAAUAACCACUGUGUUCAUAGAAAAUAUGCAAAUUAAGUAUAUGGUUAUCCCUCUAUUAGAGAAAUGUGGAAUUGUACUAGCAGAAAGCUUUUCAGUAGAGGCAAGUGGCAGAAGGUAUUUAUGUAUUUAAGACAGCAGGUAGGAUUUUCACUUAACUUAUAAAAUAUCCAUGCAAGAUGCCUGAAAUCCCACUGGCUUCAUGUUGGUAGAUGCUGAACUUGCUUAAGCUUUGAGCUACGGUUAGAAAAACAUAAUUGGCAGCCUCCCACGUACAAGCUGCUCAGCUCUUAACCGUGAGAGGGUGUUUAUCCCUGAAAUACCUUGUGAAACGCAAAAGAAGAACUGUCACUGAACACAGGUGGGUCCUGGAAGGCAUCUCAGUAGUUUUUGCUGCUGUAGUAAGUGAUUCUGUGGUUCUUCCAGUGUUUUCUGUUUGAAAGGGAAUGGAGAAGUGCUCAGGGAGAGGCUGAACAUCAUAACCGUGGAGGGUUGGGCUCGUGGCCUCCCCAUGGAUGCAAUUUGAGUCCAGCCUAGCCCCAGAAAGGGCACAGCAGCCAAUGCCAGGCCCUGUCUGGUGGAGUUGUGUUGGAUAUUGGAGCUCAAAUUACAGAGAUGCAAAUAAAAUAAAUUGUGUGCAGUUGAUGUUCCUCCUGCAUUAGCCGAUUGUUUUUACCUGGUAUCUGUGACAACCUCAGCUGCCUUUGCCUUGUGCAGGUAACAAGUAAGUGAGGGAGGAAAUGAACAUGUUGUCUACAAAUCAUGUGGAAUAAAUCAAAUUAUAAAACUUUA
Messenger RNA from Corapipo altera (White-ruffed manakin), 3148 nucleotides. RefSeq names its product Ras association domain family member 6 (gene RASSF6). The coding region runs from base 1002 to 2027 and encodes 341 amino acids. NCBI's taxonomy places the organism in Eukaryota, Metazoa, Chordata, Aves, Passeriformes, Pipridae. The record is from RefSeq and is a predicted model, not a curated record. The transcript is spliced from 13 exons. Gene Ontology annotation, biological process: signal transduction.